This is a messenger RNA of Trichogramma pretiosum, 4623 nucleotides long. RefSeq names its product ral guanine nucleotide dissociation stimulator (gene Rgl). The transcript has 5 exons. Lineage: Eukaryota; Metazoa; Arthropoda; Insecta; Hymenoptera; Trichogrammatidae. The record is from RefSeq and is a predicted model, not a curated record. Gene Ontology annotation, cellular component: plasma membrane. Gene Ontology annotation, molecular function: guanyl-nucleotide exchange factor activity. Bases 1067 to 3307 code for a protein of 746 amino acids. Gene Ontology annotation, biological process: Ras protein signal transduction; positive regulation of GTPase activity.
UGUAUACGCAGUUGGACGUGUGUAUCGUCUCUGUGUACCAUUUGCAUGUAUACGAUUUUUGCGCUCUUGCAAAAGUUGAUAAUUGAGAAAAUUUAGAGAACGAGAGUUUUGUGCGCGAAUCGAGUGCAUUUAUAAUUGCUGUUUUUGCCUUAUUUUUACCUGUGUGCGCGAGGUGAUCUGUUUGUUUUGAGCUCGACGCUGUUAACCAAAAAAAAAAAGAGGAAGAAGGUUCGCGCGAGUGUAACCGAAGAUACAAGGUGCUGUGCGCCGCGAGUCUCGUCGACUCCGUUUUUGGUCGCUGCAAUUUUUCUUUGUUUAUUUUUUUUUUUUUCACGAACACCUGUUUACCCGUGAGUGCUGUGUGCAACGCGCACUCGGUCCUCCAUAACCUCACCGCCUGUGUGCAGUGCUCCGUGUUGUGUUGUGGGAGUCUCGCGGGUGCACUUUUGUGCUUUGGCACACACGGUGUGUCUGCGCUAAAAACGUCGCUGGACGCAAAGGGGAGGAAAAAAAAUACAGGAGUUAUACUGUAACACAAUGCAGCGGAUGAGCGCUGCCGCCACCGCCGGCAGCUGAGCACAGCGACAGGUGUUUUUUUUUUUGUUGGUGUUUUGUUUUUUGACUCACGAGCGACUUUCUCCGUUCGCUGUAAUAGGGUAUACUCGUCUUUCUUUGUGUACAUCUCGUGUGUACCAUAAUACAGCGAAGUGUAAAUAAGCGAAUACCUCUCCGACGAUGCUCCAGAAAAGGAGUCGUCGCGGUGGGCGAUCGCUACUACUGUCGUGAGAGGAGAGAAUUUCGCGCGCACGGGGUUGUGUUUUUUUAUAAUACUCGCGAAAGAAAGAAAGAUAUUCAGAAAAGGUGCUGCGCGCGACCAAAAGAGGGUGAAGAGAGAGAGAGAGAGAGUGAAUAAUCGUGCUCGCUCGUGCCGACUGCAUGCGGGCGACGACGAUGCGGAUUAUCAGCCACAGACGACAGAUACCCUCGAAGACGAAGGGCGAAGAAGAAGAAGAGCGAGUCGCCGCUGCUGCUGUUGCUGCCGCUGCUUCUCCUCAGCUGCUGGGCUAUGAGCGCUGACAAUGGCGACGAGUCCUUGCCCACGUGGCGAUUAUGGGGCGAAGAAAAAGGCGAUGGGGUCAUCUACACGGUAUACCUGAAAAAGGUGCGCUACCACAGGCCAACGAAAAGCCUCUCGAACUCGGACUCGGAGGACGAGAUCUCGCAUCUGGAAUGGGAGACGGUGCGUGUGCGCUUCCUCAAGGCCGGCACGGUGCAGCGUCUGGUCGAGAGCCUGGCCAACGACGACGGCGAGCUCGAGUCCACCUACAUCAACGUGUUCCUCGCCACCUAUCGGGCCUUCACGACGCCGCGCGAGGUGCUCGAGCUGCUGCUCGACCGCUACGACUCGCUGGACGAAGCGGCCAACGCCCAGCACCGCAAGACCCUGGUGCAGGCGCUGCACGUCUGGCUCGACGCCUAUCCGGACGACUGGCGCUCGCCGCCUGCGCAUCCGCUGCUGGUGCGCCUGCUGGAGUUCGCGCAUCGCCGGCUGCCCGGCUCGGAGCUCGAGCUCAAGGCCAAGCACCGACUGCACAGGUUCUCGUCGCAGCGCGCGACUAACGACUCCACGACAGAUCAGCUGGACAACGUGGCGAACAACAAGAACAACGACGCGACGACGACGGCGUUCACCAAGGAGAUGAUCGACAGCUUGGUGUAUCAGUUCCCGGACGUGAAGCCGCGCUACUUCGCCGAGCAGCUGACUCGCAUCGACGCCGAGGUGUUUCGUCGCCUGAAGGCCCACCAGUGCCUCGGCGCGGUCUGGUCGCGCAGGGGCGAGCGAGCGCCGCGCGGAGCCGCCCACGACGCCUCCACCGUCGCAGCCACCGUCAAUCAGUUCAACGCCGUGUCGCUCGGGGUCAUCUCGACGAUUCUGCUGCAGCCCGACGAGGCUGGCACUGGCAAGCCGCACGAGCAGCGCGCCCGAGCCAUCGAGACCUGGAUCGACAUCGCCCAGGAGCUCAGGAUACUGAAGAACUUCAGCAGCCUCAAGGCCAUCGUCUCGGCCCUGCAGAGCAACUCGAUCUAUCGGCUGGAGAAGUGCUGGCAGUGCCUGCCGCGCGAGAAGCAGGAAGUGUUUCGGGAGCUGGAGAGGAUAUUCUCCGAGGAGAACAACGCCUGGACGCAGCGGGAGCUGCUGAUCAAGGAGGGCACGGCCAAGUUCGCCGACACGGCCGGGCGCAGCGACAGGCAUCUGCAGAAAAUACUGCAGAAGCAAAAUAUUCAUUCGGGGAACAUCAGCUACGGCACCAUCCCGUAUCUGGGCACGUUCCUGACCGACCUGACGAUGAUCGACACGGCCAUACCGGACACGGUGGCCGACGGCCUCAUCAAUUUCGACAAGCGCCGCAAGGAGUUCGAGGUGCUGGCCCGCAUCAGACUGCUCCAGGGCGCCGCCAACGCCUACAACUUCCUGCGCGAUCCCCUCUUCGACAGGUGGUUCAACAGGCUCGUGGUGCUGGACGAUCGCGAGGCCUACCGGAUAAGCUGCCAGAUCGAGCCGCCGCCGCCGGGCAGCAACAACGCCAACAACAGCAGUCGAGGCUCGUCGGCGCCGUCGAGCGCCAAGAAGAAGCACAAUCACAGUCAUCACAAUCAUUCGUCCUCGUCGUCGCAUCAUCAUCAUCAUCAUCAUCACAGUCACAAUAAUUCAUCGGGUCAUCGGAAGAACGACUCGAUAGCCUCGACGUCGAGCUCGAGUAGUUCUCAAUUUUAUUGCGAUUUAGACUCGCUGCCGAGUUCACCGCACAACUCGCUGGAUCGUCGCACCUCACCGUCGCAGCUGUCCUCCUCGUCGUCCUCGUCCUCGCUGCCGUCGCUCGACGUCUCCCUGAGCUCCGGUGGCACAGCUGCAGCAGCAGCGAACGGCAAUCAAAGCCGAGGAGGUCACCACAACACGUCCGCGACGAGCAACAACGGCGGCACGGCCGUCUCGAGUCCCGGCAGCAGCGGCUCGCACAAGAGCUCGCCGGACUUUUACAUCAUCAAGGUGACGAUGGAGAGCGACGGCGUGGAGACGGACGGCGUCGUGCUCUACAAGUCGAUCAUGCUGUCGAACAACGAGCGCACGCCCCAGGUGAUACGCAACGCCAUGCUCAAGCUCGGCCUCGAGGGCAAUCCCGAUCAGUUCACCCUGUCGCAGGUGCUGCCCGACCGAGAGCUGCUGCUGCCACCGUCGGCCAACGUCUAUUACGCGGUCAACACGGCCCACAAUCUCAACUUCAUUCUGCGACCAAAAAAGACUUGAAUUUGCUGUUUUCUCGUUCGUUCAUUCGUUUCUUGAUUGCGAUGUACACGGGGUAAAAGAGAAUUUGAAUGCAAUCAAAUGCAAGUUUUAGAUAGUAAGUUAUUCUGCAAGAUUGUGUGUACGAAUAUACUAUGUAUUUUCCCGUAGAAUUUAACGUGAAUAUUUAUUUCUUUGUAAUUAUAUAAGGAAAGAGUUUGAGAGUGCGAAACAAAAGGAAAACUAUUAUUAUUAUUUUUAUAUGUAACUUCAUGCGAUGGUUUAUUGUUGACGAUGCUUAUGUUUUUAUAAAAUUGUAUAAAAGUAACUUGACAUAUUGUCAACUCGAAUCGGGAAUGGAUACUAUUGCGUGAGCUACACCGAUAAUAUUCAUUUGUACCAUGACAGUUCAAAUAGCUAAAGUGAGGUAGCUUCGUAUUAUUAUUAUUAUAAGAUAAAUGUAAAAAAAUCAUAGAGUCGAAUUCAACCUCUUCAUUAUUAAUUUAGUACCUAUAGUAUGCUAGAACUUUUUAAUAAGUUUGACUUAUUACUUAAUCAGUGGUGGGUAACAAAAGAGAGAAUCCUGACGAAAUAUAUCGCAAGUAUUUGCCUUUUCUGUUAAUACAUGAUGCAUUAUUUAUAAUGAUAUUAUUAUUACAAUUUGUUAAUCAUACAAGAAAUGGAGGACCAAUGACAUUUUGUAAAUAUUUUAUAAUCGAAAACGUUUAAUCAAUUAUCGUCAAGGUACGAAAAAUGAACAAACACAACGUUUGUUACGAAGAAAAAAGAAUAUAUCGAAUCAAUGAUAUUUGUAAAUGAACUCAAAAUUGAAUUACUUUUUUAACGAGCGUAUUUUGCGUAGACAAAUAAAAAUUCAAUGAAUUAAAGCGUUCUUAAAAUUAAAAAAAAAAAUGAAAACAAAAAUGUAUAAGUCACCAUUACUUGGAAAAUAAUCUGUGAUAAACUGGAUGAUUUUUCAGGUCUUGUAUAUCGAAGUCUAUGAAUUAGAAAAAUACUCAGGUUGCAGCCGAAUUGCAACAGAAUCUUUACAGAACAGAAAUAAUCGUUCCACACAUCGUCCGUAUAAAUAAUAUAUUUUAUUUAGAACGAAAGAAAAAUUUCAAGACGUAGUAAUUUCUAUCCUCACAUUCUAUGCGUGGAAAAUCAAACGGUUCAAAUCGUAUUGAAUUCCAUUCUACAAUGUGUACACCUUAGACGUAAAACCUUUUGUACUUAUUCUGUUUCCCAUUCGAGGCAAAGCUGUAUCUACGAUUGUAAUUAUAUACAUAUCCUCGUGUCUCGAGUGAAACAUUAGAAUUGAAAAUAAAAGUGAAAAUUCA